CAAUCAAAACGUCGGGGGCGGGACUAAAAAAUGAAGCAGCGGAAGAUUCAAACUGGAAGAUGGCGGCGGCUGCAGAAAAUGAUCCCCAAAACAAUCACAAACUUAACAGAAGGGAGACAAAAUGCAGUGUGUUUAACAGCCGGGGGAAGUCAGAAGCGAGCCAGCCUGUGAUAUUUAACCCAGACUUCUUUGUGGAGCGGCUGAGACAUGAGCACCCACAGGUGUUCACGGAUUUAGUCCUGAGCAACAUAACGCGACUCAUUGACCUGCCAGGGGAGGAAUUUGCUCAGUUCACCGGAGAGUCUGAGGAGGUGCCCUCCGCCGCCAGCUUUCUGCGCUCCUUGAACUUCCUGAAACGGAAAGAUAAAGGCGUGGUUUUUGGUGCACCUUUAACUGAAGAAGGAAUAGCCCAGAUCUAUCAGCUCAUUGAAUACCUGAGUAAAAACCUUCAUGUGGAGGGUUUGUUUCGAGUGCCAGGCCACAGCCUGAGGCAGGCAGCCCUGAGGGAGAUGCUGAAUGCCGGCACAGAGAUAGAUCUAGACACAGGCGACUUCCACCCCAACGAUGCGGCCACUUUGCUCAAAGCCUACCUGGGAGAGCUGCCAGAGCCUCUGCUCACGCACAGACACUACUGUGCUCACCUGAAGAUUGGAGAGCUGACUCGUUUUGAUGAAAAGGGGGAUAAAACGAAAAUGCCUGACAAGGAACGCCAGAUUGAAGCAUAUCAGCUGCUUUUCAUGCUGCUUCCACCAGCCAACCGCACCCUCUUAAAGCUGCUGCUGGACCUGCUGUUCCAAACAGCUCGCAAUCAACACGUCAACAAGAUGUCUGCUCUCAAUCUAGCCACAAUGUUCGCUCCUCACAUCCUCUGGCCCAAAAAUGUGAUGGCAUGUGACCUGCAGGGGAACAUCGAGAAGCUGAAUAAAGAUGUAGCGUUCCUCAUCAGGCACUCCCAAAAACUGUUCAAGGCACCCCCAUACAUCAAAGAAUACACUCGCUUUUACUACACAGGAUCGAAAACUCUUCAGUCAAAGGAUGACUUGACACUCUGUACUGGGACCAAAGACACCAUGCCCGCAGUAGCAGCUGCCUCCCCGUCUCCCUCGCUGAGAACAAUGGGAGGGGAGGUCAGCAGCACCUCCAGCGCCAGGUCCUGUGAGACUCAGAGCUAUACCGAAUCGGCCCUCAGAGAGCUGUACGAGCAGGUCAACAGCAUGCCCGAGUCUGCCAAAAAGAAGAAACUCAUCAGACAGUUUGAAAAGCAGCCUUUGCUGACUCCUACAGCGGACUCUCGUACUCCAUUCAGCAGGAAACAUUGGCGCUCACGUUCUUUAGGUGGAAUUAUCAAGAGGAAAGUGUUAGGAAGCCAAUCCUCAAUAGAGAAAGAAAACAGCCGACAGCAGAGUCCUCUUCCCAGCAUUUCAGUAGAUGGCCAUGGAAGAGAAAACGCGCGCUGUGAAUGGGAUUGACCGUCAGUCACAGAACUUUCCCAACUGGAACAAUCAAAGUCUGACUUGUUACAUCAGCGGGCAAUGAUGAUCCUUUUGAUCAGACGUAAUAACUGAGCAGUAUAAGACGCUGUCUGGUUUGGUUUGACACAAUGUUCAUCUGUUUUUGUUUCUUUUCUUAAAGAGCCUUAAAGGUUUACCUUGAUAACAAAGAAAUGACCUGAAUUUCUUUGCUGUCUUGUUCGUUUAAUUUAAGCUCAUAAAGAGCAUAAAAAAUAAGGAGGAUGUUACACGCUUUAUUUUGAGCCGAUGCAAGUUCUCACUUUUCUUCUCUUUUCAUCAGCCUCAUCUUUACUCUCCAUGUUUGCUGUUCAUUCAAAAUGUUCUGCAAAAUGCAACUAACAUGGAUUCUUUUAUUUUUUAAGUCUUUUGCUGGUAUAAGCUCUGUCGUUCGACUCAAACUUGCUUUAUUUAAUUUGCAAACUUGAUUGUAUUUAUUUUUGAAGAUGCAUGUCUCCAACCUUUGGAAGCAGUGCAUUGAUGAAAUGUAGUGAGCAGACUUCUAUAUUUAAAUGAUAACUUAAUUUGGAAGUAGUAUCUUAGUGAGACUUAAUAGACUGCAGACUGUUUAAAGCUUUAAUUAGGAAAUAUGUGCCUUAACGUGAACAUAUCUGAAGUUACUGUAUUUUUUAUUUAACAUUUGCUUUUUCUUUUAGAAUACCUGAUAGCUUCUAUGAGUAUGCAGAAAUGUCUGUUCCUGUUGAAAUGGUCAGUAGAAUAAGGGAUUCAUAGAGAAGGAAGAGCCAAGGAUGGGAAUAGCAAACUGAAGGCCAGAGUUUGUGUUCUUAUAUCUCUCUCUUUUUAAUUAUUUCCACUUGAACCAAAAUCUGAGAUGUCAAAGCUGUGAUACUUUUAACUACUGAUACUUUCAACUCCAUUUUGUUUUUUGCAUCUUUAUAUUCUAGUUUUUGUUUUAAGUCCAGUUUGGAUUCUUAUGCAACAUGUAGGUUUUUUUUAUAGCUUUAAUACAUUUGUAUCUUUGAAAUUACACUGAUUUCUAAAGCAAUAUAUUUUUUAGACUUUUUAUUUUAUUUUUAUUCUAUCUUUUAAUCUUCAGUGUUUGGUUGAAUGCAAAUGAAGGAGGAUGACUUGUUUGUCUUCUGCUAUGGUUACAAUACAAGGCUUCUGGGAGAGUUUGAGCCACCGCCACUUUUUAAAAACCUCCUUGUUGUCUUAACUUUUCUGUCACAGUUUUCACUUCAGUGGUCACUCUGCAAAGCGUUCUCCGUUUAACUAUAAUGUGAUGGCUGAGGUGGUCAGCUUCAUUGACGGUCUUAAAAUGAUGAUAUUGGUGCUGCUUUGAAGCUAUGCAACUCACUGUGAUUAAAAGACAACACCUGAG
Labrus bergylta (ballan wrasse) is the source of this 2850-nucleotide messenger RNA. Its product is annotated as rho GTPase-activating protein 19-like. Lineage: Eukaryota; Metazoa; Chordata; Actinopteri; Labriformes; Labridae. Gene Ontology annotation, cellular component: cytoplasm. Gene Ontology annotation, biological process: signal transduction; regulation of small GTPase mediated signal transduction. Gene Ontology annotation, molecular function: GTPase activator activity. The record is from RefSeq and is a predicted model, not a curated record.